Messenger RNA from Pezoporus occidentalis (night parrot), 6026 nucleotides. It is a transcript of the gene CPXM2, whose product is annotated as carboxypeptidase X, M14 family member 2. Bases 183 to 2378 code for a protein of 731 amino acids. Gene Ontology annotation, biological process: peptide metabolic process; protein processing. The transcript is spliced from 13 exons. Gene Ontology annotation, molecular function: metallocarboxypeptidase activity; zinc ion binding. The record is from RefSeq and is a predicted model, not a curated record. Lineage: Eukaryota; Metazoa; Chordata; Aves; Psittaciformes; Psittacidae.
AGCCCCGUCCCGCUGCGCUCCUCGCAACUCCUGCUAAACUAUCCCAAAGCGGAGGCGCUUUUCACAGGCAGGAUCCUGUAGCCCUCUGCGUCUCCUUCGGGGGGGUUUGGUGCCGAGGCUGUUUUCUCCCUUUCCAUAUAAAGUUCUGGGGCUUGCAGAGAUUGCUGCACAAGCAAAGGGUAAUGAUUGCCCUUAGCAAGAAAGGCUCAUGCUCUUCUCAACUCUGCCUCGCUCUCUGCGCCUUUGGGGUGGCAUUGCUGAGGGACGUGUCCCAGGCGGUACCCAUGGACGAUCAGGAUUAUUACCUGCAGGAGAUUAGCAACAGGGAUCACUAUUAUUCCUUUCCAUAUCCUGGUGAAGAGUUUUUCCCUUUCACGGAGCAGCCCGGAGAGGAAGGACCUAUCCGUGCUGCAGAUACAGAGGAGCACCCCCAGUUCAAACCCAGCAGGAAAGAGUUAAAAGCGAAGAAAAGCAACAAAAAAGGAAAAGCCAUUCUUGAAACUCCACCAGAUUGCCCUCCACUUGGACUAGAGACAUUAAAAAUUACUGACUUCCAGCUCCAUGCCUCUACAGCAAAGCGGUAUGGCCUUGGGGCCCACAGAGGAAGGCUUAAUAUUCAGGCAGGUGUUAACGAAAAUGAUUUUUAUGAUGGUGCUUGGUGUGCAGGAAGAAAUGACCCAUAUCAGUGGAUUGAAGUAGAUGCUCGAAGGCUAACAAAAUUCACUGGAGUCAUCACACAGGGGAGAAACUCCCUCUGGUCGAGUAACUGGGUGACCUCUUACAGAGUAUUGGUGAGCAAUGACAGUCAUGCAUGGACUGCUGUCAGAAACGAAUCUGGAGAUGUGGUAUUUGAAGGAAACAGUGAAAAAGAAAUCCCAGUUCUCAAUAUGUUGCCGGAGCCACUGGUUGCUCGUUAUAUCCGUAUAAACCCACGGUCCUGGUUCCAAGAAGGUAGCAUCUGUAUGAGACUGGAAAUCUUAGGGUGUCCUUUGCCAGACCCAAAUAAUUAUUACCACAGGAGAAACGAAAUGACAACCACAGAUAACCUGGACUUCAAGCAUCACAACUACAAGGAAAUGAGGCAGUUGAUGAAAACUGUGAAUAAAAUGUGCCCAAAUAUCACACGGAUUUAUAACAUUGGAAAAAGCAACCAAGGACUGAAGCUGUAUGCUGUCGAGAUUUCUGACAACCCAGGAGAACACGAAGUUGGUGAACCAGAAUUCCGGUACAUUGCAGGAGCUCAUGGGAAUGAAGUGCUUGGACGUGAGCUAAUCCUUUUGCUAAUGCAGUUUAUGUGCCAGGAGUACCUGGCUGGGAACCCACGCAUUGUACAUCUAAUUGAGGAUACCAGAAUCCACCUCCUGCCCUCAGUCAAUCCAGAUGGAUAUGACAAGGCAUAUAAAGCGGGUUCAGAAUUAGGGGGCUGGUCUUUAGGACGAUGGACUCAGGACGGCAUUGAUAUCAACAAUAAUUUCCCUGAUUUAAACUCUUUGCUCUGGGAGUCAGAGGAUCAGAAGAAGAGUAAAAGAAAAGUUCCAAACCAUCACAUCCCUAUCCCUGACUGGUACCUGUCUGAAAAUGCCACCGUGGCAGUGGAGACAAGGGCAAUAAUAGCAUGGAUGGAAAAAAUUCCUUUUGUGCUGGGUGGCAAUUUGCAGGGAGGGGAGCUUGUGGUGGCAUACCCCUAUGACAUGGUGAGAUCCAUGUGGAAAACCCAGGAUUACACACCUACCCCAGAUGACCAUGUCUUUCGUUGGCUUGCAUAUUCCUAUGCCUCCACACAUCGGCUGAUGACAGAUGCGAGGAGGAGAGCGUGUCACACAGAGGAUUUCCAAAAGGAAGAUGGCACUGUUAAUGGAGCAUCCUGGCAUACCGUGGCUGGAAGCAUAAAUGACUUCAGUUAUCUGCACACAAACUGCUUUGAGCUGUCCAUCUACGUUGGCUGUGACAAGUAUCCCCAUGAGAGCGAGCUGCCUGAAGAAUGGGAAAACAACCGCGAGUCCCUGAUUGUUUUUAUGGAACAGGUUCAUCGGGGCAUCAAAGGCAUAGUAAAAGAUGCGCAUGGAAAGGGAAUCCCAAAUGCUGUUAUUUCAGUAGAAGGCGUUAACCAUGACAUUCGCACAGGAGCCGAUGGGGACUACUGGCGCCUUCUCAACCCAGGGGAAUACGUGGUGGCCGUGAAGGCUGAGGGCUACACCACCGCCACCAAGACCUGCGAAGUCGGCUACGACAUGGGAGCUACCCAGUGCGAUUUCACCAUCUCCAAAACCAACCUGGCAAGAAUCAAGGAGAUCAUGAAGAAGUUUGGGAAGCAGCCGGUCAGCCUGUCCAUCCGGCGGCUCAGGCAAAGGGCUCGGCAGUGGCGGCAGCAGCGAUAGACCUCAGCCCAGGCAGAACCACAGCAUCCAUGAGCUCUGCUUCUAUCAGCCUGGCUCUAGUCGUAGUGAGAGUUACAUAGCUCCUCUUUCAUACAUAUUUCUCUGCACGAGGCUUUUCUGUUAGUGGAGCUGGAUGAAUAAUGGGGGAGUUCAGUUGGAAAAAAAUAAGAAACAAAAUUCAAGUUGAACCAAAAUAAGCCCUGGGCUGGGGAGAGAGGCAGGACGAAUGUAGAAAGAUGUUUUGAGUUAACCUGGAAUGAUUUUUUUUUUUUGCUUAUUGGGUUAUUUAAUCCUUUGUAAAUCUGUUUUCUUUAAAAUAGAAAAGAGAGACUUAUAAAGAAGUGUUGUUUUGAAUGAAAAACUGUAAAACGUUGUUUCUAAAGUAUAAAAUUGGUAUAUUUUUGCCUUUCAGAAAGGAUUUUACACUCUUUACGUUUUGUUCUCAUGUGAGAGAAAAGGAGACAACUUCUAUUGAAUAUCAUUAAAAUUUGUGUCAAAAUUUCAAUUCCCUUUUCCCUGAAUUUCCACCUUUUGGCAAGCACCAUAAUACUUGGGAGAAAAAAACUGAUGCAAAUAACCCAGUUUAGAUUUCCUGCUUGGGUUGUUUAUAUUUAAGGAUGUUUUGUGGUUCCAGAGUUUAAGGCCACAAAUGUUUUUUUUUCUUAUCUGGAUUUUAAGGCUGAGUUUUUACUCACUUAAUUAAAAGUAAAAAAAAAAGGGCAUGGGAUGAGGACCACUUCAGCAAUGUGGCAUGGCACCCCUUCUCUAACCUGGGAAAGGGACUUGAAACAAAGCCUUUCUUGUCAAUACAGCUGGUCAUAUAGUGUAUGAGAGGACAGGCUUGGUCAUGGGUAUGUGCAGAGUUCAAAAAUCCACUGAUAUAUUUUGCCUUGAUUUUUGGCCUGCCUCAGUUCUUCUGUGCUCAUGCACACUUUGUGUCACUGACUUCCCUGAGAUGGAGAGGAUUUUCUAUUCCUCUGCGUGCUCUGCUCAUCUUGCCACUCCAGCUGCUCCUGCUUUUCUGGCCUUACAACUCUAUGGGAGCAGGAUUUGGGCUUUAUUAUUGGCUUUUGAGUAACAAAAUUAUACAGCAGGACAGAAUCAAGGUUCAGGAAAUAUGCAGUUCAGAUCUGGGAAAGAACUAAAUAAACACAAAGUAUCAGCUGGUGAAAAUCAAUUUUGCUCCAUUAACUUCAAAGUUAUGACCUUUAUUAUACCAAAUGAAAGGCCAGAUGCACGAUUUUAGCCAGUCAAAAUUCUAGGGCUAAGUAAACAUCUCUUCAUAUGCUUGGUAGAAAGACUGUGGCAUACAUUUCCAAAUAAAAUUGUUUAAAGCAUUUUAAUUGCUAUUAUAGUUUCCUAUUUGAUCUGAUUCUUGGAAAACACAUUCAAAGUGUCAUUAAAAACAGAGGAAAAAUACAAUGCAAGUAAAAAGCUUACUGUAAAAAUACCAUGUGCCAUCUCUAUUAAAUCUUUUUUUUCUCGUCAAUGGAUCUUGUAAACACAUAAAAGGAAAAAGAUUACAGAAUGAAUAAUAUAAUCAUAGAUAGUUUUGUUCUUAAAUUUCUUAGACAAUUCCAGCCCAUGUUUUUUCUGCAGAUGCUCUUAAACAAGAGCAAUGUAUUUGGCAGCAAGGGCUCAAAUAAAAUAAAGAGUGCAGAUGUAAUUUUCUAUAACUGAAAUUAUGGGAUUCCAGCUCCCAGUCAGCAUCAUUUAAAUUAAGUAAUAGAGGUAAGCAAAUAAUCCAGUCAUUACGUUAACAUCUGGAAUUAUAUUUUACUUAUUUCAUUUUGUUUACCACCCUUACAGCAUUCUAUACACCAUAUGUCUUUGUAUAGGAAAUAUAACAGCAACUUGGUGAGAAGGGGCUUUUUUUGGCAGCUGGGAAGGAUUAAUGAUGUCAUGUGCAGGCAGUGAUGGGAAAUGAUUUUGGAAUAAGGAGUAACGACAGUAGACAAUUUGUUAGCAUUUGGCUUGUUCAUUGGCAUAUGUGGAUUUUAUUAUCACCACAAUAGAUCAGGGUCAUACAUGAUUUUUUGUAUUAUAGGCUGAGUUUCUGAGGUGGCUUCUUCCCUCCCAUGGCUACUCAGUUAAUGGGGUGAUUGGCAUGCACAGGCAAACAAGGAACUAACUAGACAAAUUUAAAUCACUCUGAUAAUCAGAUUGAGGGUACAAACCGCUAUCUUAUUCCUGACAGGCGAGUUCUUUCUACCUUGUUCCAGACUGGUUUGAGAUUUAAUUUACAAACCUAGAGGUCCCUAUGCUUUGUUCUCAGGUAUGAGGUUGUCUCCAUGAGAAGUUGUUUUGUUUUAUUUGAUAGCAACAAGUGGAUUUGAUGGGAAAUUCUUUGAUGUCUAUUGGCUAAAUUAGAUGAACUCUGGUUGAAGACCUCAGUAACAUCAGAUGCUGAAGGCUCGGUGCUCUUUACUGGCCACGGCUAGUGCUUACACAUACUUUGGCACAGCAGAACUAUGACUCAUGCAGGUGACCUUACUCCAUUUUAGCCCAGGCAUUGCUAAAUAAAUGGCCUAAUAGUUGUCAAGUGUACUUGUCUCUGCAAUUAUUUUUUGACAGUCCGGCACCUUUACACUGGGAAACACUCAAGUUCAAAGGAAUUUUACUGGGAACUUCAGGUAUAUCAAUGUUUUAUAUUGAGAUAAGAUGCGUAUGCCUGCCCUGAGUAUAACAAUACUGAACAAAUGUGUGCCUUAUUUAGUGCUCUGGUUAUGCACUUGGGAGUUAAAAAUGUUUAAUUUCUUUGUAAUACCUAGUACAGCUAUUUAACCUUUAAAUAGAUCCCAACAACAAUAUAUUAAAUCUGGUACCAAUGUUUUCUAUUUAUUUACCUUUUCCAUGUAUUUGAAUAGUUUUUUUUUAUUAAUUUUGUGCUUUUAAUCUCUUCUCCUUUCAGUGUUGUAGGAAAAUGAGCAACCCUGCAGAAACAGCAGGAGAUAAGAUUUGAGGAUGGAUAUGAUCCUUUUAUAAUUACAGACCCAUUUUAAUAGCUGCUUACAUGAAGAAUUUGCUGAAUUUUGACCAUCCCUGAUAGGAAAGAAUAAAAAACACAAUCUCUUCCAGUAAUAAGAAAUUCAGCUGCACAAUCUCACCUACACCUUAAAGGUUAAACAAAUAAAAGGUUAAAACAGGACACAUUCUACUCUUCUUGAUAAUACCAACCAUCAGUCAUCUGCUCCCAUGCAGAGCCCUGACAAUCAUAAAAAACAGUGGGAGUUGCUGGCUUCUCCUUGACUACCCAUGCCAUGCUAUCCAGUUAUUAAUUUUUAUCUGUUUAAUUAUGAUAAUCUUCAUCACCCUGUAUCUCAGUUUUUCUCAUCCAUUUUAGUAGUUACAAGAAGAUAACCUCUCAAAGAUCUUGCUAUCUGUAAAUCAGCUUGGGAAUGUUGAAGCCAAUAAAACUGUAUCUACUAAAACUAUUUCCAUUUACACACGUUGGUGUAAGUGUAGAGCAUCUUGGUAAUCUCUAACCCAAAUUUAAUCUAUUGGCACCAGAAGACUGUUAAAGGUAUCUGAGUAUUGCUUUUACCAGGAUUUUGACCUCUGUGGGUAAAACACACUGAUAAAAUUGAAUGUAAAUGAAGUUGUUGACUAUGCUGGUGAAGAAAUUAAAUAGAUAUCUUAAGCCUCUCA